This is a messenger RNA of Trichoderma harzianum CBS 226.95, 516 nucleotides long. RefSeq lists its product as hypothetical. The record is from RefSeq and is a predicted model, not a curated record. The transcript has a single exon. The coding region runs from base 1 to 516 and encodes 171 amino acids. NCBI's taxonomy places the organism in Eukaryota, Fungi, Ascomycota, Sordariomycetes, Hypocreales, Hypocreaceae.
AUGAUACAGUCCAUCUGUCUUGGGAAUAUCUCGUUACGAAACGCGAGGCAUGAAACGAACGACUUUAGAGAUCGUCACAGCCCCGGCCACGUCGCUUGGCCUUUUGACGACAUGAAGCCAGCUCACUCACAGGUACGCCGAUGUAUUGCACUACAGACUAUCUCUCAGUUUUUUUCUCAUGAGGCAAAAGUCGAGCCUCGCUGUUUGCUCUCCCAGGAUCUAUCUAUUCUGGCUUGGCGCGGUACGAGCGGCUGUUCCAUAAAUAUCACCAGCGGACCCAGGCGACACAUGACUCCAAAGUGGGCAGUCCAACGUCGAGUCGACGGGAUUUUACGGUUUGCUAUGUCUCCGACAGCCUGCUGCUGCUGCUUGCUGCUCCCCCAGGGCCAGUCAGACUCCAGCACACCGCUGCAGCCAGCAAAUGCUGUACGGAGGAGGAUACGUGGAUAUGCUGCGAGCUACAUCGACGAUGGCGGCGGCAAAAGGUAUCGUCUGCCAGCAAAGAGCUGCGGAUAA